Messenger RNA from Aedes albopictus (Asian tiger mosquito), 2871 nucleotides. RefSeq lists its product as uncharacterized. Bases 1 to 2871 code for a protein of 956 amino acids. The transcript has a single exon. NCBI's taxonomy places the organism in Eukaryota, Metazoa, Arthropoda, Insecta, Diptera, Culicidae. The record is from RefSeq and is a predicted model, not a curated record.
AUGGUGCUUCGACAGUGCAAGAAAACAAAAAAGCUCCUUCUGAAAAGGAACAAUAUCAUCGGUUCCGCCAAGUUGAUCAAGGAAUACGAUGAGAAUUUCGUGUUUGACCGUGAUUUUCCUCAACUCAAGUUUCGGCUUGAGACGUUAGAUAGCUUGUGGGAGAAGUUCAAUGAGGUGCAGGCAGAAAUUGAACUUGAGGAUGAGCUUUCGGAGGAACUUGCUGAAGAACGCGUUGAUUUUGAAACGCAAUACUUCGAAUUGAAAGGCUCAUUAGCCACCAAACUUGCGGUCUUUGAUGAAAGAGCUGAAAGGCGGCCCGGUUCACCUGGUGCUCCGCCUGCACAUGCUCCUUUUGUUCGCCUCCCUGAACUUAAAAUUCCGGAGUUCAGUGGAGAUUACGAUGAGUGGAUGAAUUUUCACGACCUUUUCACCACUCUCAUCCACACUAAUGGCCAACUUUCGGCAGUACAGAAGUUUCAGUACUUGAAAACUGUACUGAAAGGUGAUGCUUUGCGACUCGUGCAAUCUCUCGCAGUCUCCGCGGCAAACUAUGCUAUUGCGUGGGACUUGCUAAAAAAGCGGUUCGACAACAAAAACUUCCUCAUCAAGCAACAUUUUUCGGCAUUAAUGUCCACUCCAUCUGUGCGCAAAGAGUCUUCGUCUGCGCUGUGCAACCUUGCGGACGAGUUCGACAAACACGUGAGCGUGCUCAAUAAAUUAGAAGAUCCCAGAGAACAUUGGAACUCGUUCCUAGUUGAACUGCUCAGCAGCAAACUUGACCCGUUGACGCAAAAGGAGUGGGAGAAUCAGCUUCAGGAGAAUGUGCGGCCAGUGUAUGCUGACCUGGUUGCCUUCAUCCAAAAACGUUCUCGCAUUUUGCAGUCAAUUACGCUCUCCCAACCUUCGCCUUCUACGAGUAAAUCCGAACCGAAGCAUGAGUCCAGACCCUCUCGAUCAAAAACCUCAUUGUACCACUCAGCCAACAGUGAUAGCACUCAAAAGUGCAGUUUGUGUAAGCAAUCGCACACACUAUCGCAGUGCGAUGAAUUUAGGAAGCUAACGCCUCAAAAACGCUUCGAGUUGGCUAAACGGCAAGGACUUUGUCUAAAUUGCCUGAAAUCAUCUCACAUGAUGAAAAACUGCUCAGCUGGUUCGUGUAGGACCUGUAAUAAACGUCACCACACACUUUUGCAUUUGAAUUCGCAGUCUGCCAGCAAUACAGAGUCCCACGAUAAAUCUGUGGCAGCACAGGUUGGCCAAUGUCAGCAAUCCCCACAAUCGGCCACGGUCGUCGAAUCGCCGUCGUCGGUACCGUGCAUUGUCGAUCAAUGUCACGGGGUCCCUCGGGUUACGGGACAGGCCUCGUCGCCGUCGGAUAGGCCAACCAAUCGUUCGUUAUCGUCCGUUUCGUCGCCGGUUCCCCCGGUUAUACCGUCAAGCUUAGCUCAUAGCUCCUUGCAAGUGACGAACUGCCAAACCGUCACACCCAAUCACUCUUUCGUAUCGAAAGCAUGUAUCUCGUCAGUGUUCAUGCUUACUGCCUUCGUGAAAGUCCAACACGUGGAUGGCACUCAUAUUCUCGCUCGCGCCUUGCUGGAUUGUGCAUCCGAAGCCAAUUUCGUAACCCAAUCUCUCGCUCAACGGCUUUGCUCGAAACGCACACCAGCCAAUAUCGAUGUGUACGGCAUCAGUCAAACAGUCAAACAGGUGAAGCACAAAACGAUCAUUACUGUAUCGUCGCGCUUCGGUUCGUACACAAGUAGCAUGGAAUUUCUAAUUUUGCCCACAUUGACUAGAGUCCUACCCACUGCAACUGUUGACAUUUCGAAGUGGGUCAUUCCUCGCCACCUUCCCCUUGCUGAUCCUAAAUUCAACAUUGCGCAUGAUAUCGACCUCAUCAUCGGUAUCAAAAACUUCUUCUCGAUUCUGGAGAACGAUCAAAUCUCCGUUGGAAAUGGCUUGCCAGUGCUUCGCAAAACAGUUUUCGGUUAUGUUGUCGCCGGUGAAGCAGAACAACCAUGCGCCCCCUCCGUCGUCUGCAACGUGUCAUCGAUGGACAACCUGGAGUCGAUGGUUCACAAGUUUUGGGAGGUGGAGAGUUUUGAGAAGGGAAAGGCGCUCUCGUUGGAGGAGCUAUACUGCGAGAAUCAUUUCCGAAAGACACACUAUAGAGCUUCUGACGGUCGGUACGUGGUUCGUUUGCCGAUUCGUAGGGAGAUGCUUGACUCGUUGGGAGAGUCGUUCAGAAUCGCCGAGCGGCGGUUUUCGGCCAUCGAGAGGAAGCUGUCGUCUGAUCCACAACUACACGCAGAGUACUCGAAGUUCAUGGAUGAGUACCUAUCGUUGGGGCACAUGGAGGAAAUCAAGCCUGAUUUAUCUCCGUCUACCCCGCACUUCUAUCUUCCUCACCACGCCAUUCAGCGGCCCGACAGCACCACCACGAAGACACGCGUGGUGUUCGACGCUUCGUGUCGCGGCAGCAACAACAUUUCGCUGAACGAUCUCUGCUAUAUUGGUCCCACCGUCCAACCGCCCCUCAUCGCUACACUAGUCAACUUUCGCAUUCCUCGCUUUGCGGUGAGUGCGGAUGCCGAGAAAAUGUACCGGCAAGUGUGGGUUCACCCGGAUGACUCUUUGCUGCAACUGAUCCUGUUUCGGGAGAAUCCAGCCGAGGAAUUGAAGACCUAUCGGCUGAAAACGGUGACAUACGGGACUGCCCCUGCACCGUAUCUCGCUACACGCGUUCUCAAUCAGCUCGCCGAGGACGAAGCCGACAAAUACCCUCUCGCUGCUUCAAAGGUUGGAAAAUGUUUCUACGUUGAUGAUUACUUUUCGGGGGACAACAACGAACAACAAUCGAUUCAAUUUUGA